Molecule: messenger RNA, 3495 nt
Organism: Somion occarium
Lineage: Eukaryota; Fungi; Basidiomycota; Agaricomycetes; Polyporales; Cerrenaceae
Source: the annotation of a GenBank genome assembly
UUGGGAUCAGCGUCGCAGGUUGGUUGUAUGCACUCAUGCUGAUGCGAGAUGUCAGCGCACAAGAGAAAGAACGGUUCCAGUGUUCAGUCUGUUUUCCAUUCUAUCCAGGGUCAGUAAGCUGGGAGCACAGGCUGGCGCGAUGGGUUCCUGACUUUCUGUUUGCAUCGCAUUUAGAUGCUCUCAUUUCCAUCAAACCCAAGUUAGCAGAGGAUCCACUUUCGGCAUUGACUUCCUUGGUCAACGAGCUUCGCAAUAUCGCCGCACUGGCCGAAUCAUUUGCUCUGUAUCGAUCCAGAGCGAAUAAGGACUGGUACUCUCUUGCUGAUGUUCUGGAUCGCGAGGGUGUCCAUCUCUGGAAUCUAUCUGGUCAGCUUCGCCGUGAAGGCGAUGACGAAGCCCUAACGAUAUUCGCAGCAUUGAGGCUUACAGGUUUCCGACUAAUUGAGGCCGGCCUGGUGCCCAAGCCGCCCAUCGAAACUCUCAUUCACGUGCUCCAAUUGGCCAGCAAGGCCGCCGCAAGUCUCUCAGAGAUCAGCUGGAAUGAUGAGGCCGCCAGCGUUCUAACGUGUGCAGCAAAGUACGAGGAAGAUCUGAAGAUCACAGAGGAUACGCAAGGAUCCCAUCAACAAGAUAGGGCUUGUGCUGUAGUCUUGUACUAUGCCAGCCGUAUGGAGGCGGCUUCGUCCGAGGGUAAUGAUGGGGUCGCCGAUUUCAUGCUACAGAAGAUCCUAGGGAACGAACAACAACUCUCAAUUCUUCCGUCACAGGAUCGAUUUCAUCUGGCUAGCAGACUCCUCGAAAUAGGAAAGUCCAGCCUGAGAGCUGCCCAAGAUGACGUCUCUGCACUGGAACUAGGACGGUCAUCCGAGUCGGUCAAAUGGCUGCAAAGUGCCUUCAGUGUGAUAGAACGUUCUGACGACCAGGAACUCGCCGGAACAGCAGACUUGAAGCGUUCGAUUCUUAGGAGUCUUGCUCGAGCUUAUUUCCUUGCCUCAGCUGACAACCCUGAUAAUCUGAACCGAGCUGAAGCAUCUCUCAACGAAUUGAUAGUGUCCCUUGAUACAUCUUUUGACCGAUGGAGCCCUGAAUAUCAACAAGUCCGAUGGAUGCGAAUUGCAAUCCUCAAACGUCGUAAGGCUGCCGAGUCUCCGUUGUUGGAGGCUUUCAGAUCCAUCAUCGACCACAUGAGUUAUUCAUCCGAAGAGAAUAUCACCGACAUUCUUCAAGAGCUUCGAACUUUGUCUCAUUAUCACGAUCUGGUUACCGCAGUCCAUCAACAUGCUCUGCGGACAGGUUUGGAUGUGGAGCGCAACUCGGCUCUUAUUCACAUCGAUCGCAUCCUUCUUUCGUUACUGUUCCAUUGUUCUCGGGACCAGACUCAUUUCAGAGCUAUGCAAGAUGUGGAUGCCACCCUCACAAUACUUAGCGAUGCCGACUUCGUCCUUCCCAAAGUUCCGGUCAUGGCGUGCUUGACGCUGUUGUGGCAAUUUGGUGAUCGUCAGUACAGCGCCAAACGCUGGCUGCAGGCCGCCGACUGGUUCCUUGUCGGAACUCAUCGAGUGUUUAACAGCGUUCCGCAUACCAGCAGAACUAAAUGCGAUCGUAAGGCGGCUUUAUGUUACAUCCAGCAGCAGGAUUACGCAAAGGCUUCUGCUGUGUUGCAACGCUGUCUUCAUGAUGAAGCAGCCACGCACUAUGUGAUGCUUUUGACAGCGGUAAGGCAAGGACUGGAAGACGAAGCAAUCAAAGCCGCACGCGGUAUGGCUAAGUGCUCUGACUUUGACCGAAAUAUGCUCUUCUUGGCCACUCAAUUAGCGCACGAGUCUGAUAUGAAGACGCUCCUCCUAUCAAUACUAGAAGAAUUAUUGCAGGUGGUGGACACGAGAACAGACCACUUUCAAGCGGAGGCUUUGACAUUGAUCCGGUGUAUCAUACGACUGAUGAUCAAACUAAUUGGCGAACCUGGCGCGAACAGAACUGCCCUCUUUCCAACCCUAUUAAAGCACUUUCACGCAGCCGUUUCUUUGAUUGACAACAUGCGUGCCCAAGGGCGCGCAACCACCGUGGCUAAGGACAUCUCAUGGCUGUGGCGGACUGCCUAUAAUUGCGCUGUACAAGGCUGCUCGGUGUGGGAGAAUGCUGAAAAAGAAGUUGCAGAGCUCUUCGAUGUGGCCAGGAUGCUUCUUCAAGAGUACUCCGAUGCUUUGGUGACAGAUGUAGAACCGGACACAUUUGUUCACCUCAUCAAUGCCUUUUUCGCAUCAGUUGCUGGAAGGUUGUUCGCGAUCCGUGGCCAUCUUCAUUCAGGAGCAUCCGUCCCGAACGAUGAAGCCGAGUUGGUCGCCGAACGUAUCAAGUCUUGCAAGAUCUGCAUCCAGCGGGUAAUUGACAAUGAGAAAUUGACUAAAUCUGAAGACAUGCAGCGAGCUCAUUCUUUCAUACAUAUACUACGAGUGUUCGAAACAGAGGUCCUUUGCGCAAAAAAGGAAUGGAAGGCUUUACUUCACACAAUAGAAGAUGCCACCGAAUCCGAUGCGUCAGCUGUAAACACCUUCGAAGCAAUUGCAGAUUUAGUGUGGAAUGAGAAGGAUUGUCCAGUGGAAGUUCUCUUUGCGGCUCUAGAAGCCAUCCUUCACGCAAGUCUCGAUCGCAUGUCAUUUUCGGUUCAGAAGUUCUCAAGGUGGCUGCGUGCCAUUUGCACCAUCCUGUUAUCGCGGAAUGUACUUGCCGAUCGGGCCAAAGCCCUCGGGUAUGUCGAGCAAGCCGUGGCAGUUGUUGAAGAACACUCCACAGCCUCCGACGAGAAUGAUGUAGGAUAUCUUUAUGCAGGCCGAGAAAAUACUUUGACGCUUGCAUCCAAGAUAUACCCCAUAGACGAGAGGCAUUGGCUCCUGGGAACCGCAUACAAUACGGGUAUAGAAUGCUUACAUGUUUCACAGGUUGACGAAGCUAAACGCUGGUUCGAAUUAUCUACGGUCGUAUGUCGUUACGUGCCCAACGGGAUGUCUCGGGCAGAAAAGAUAUCAGACGCAUAUACCCAACUACUGGCUCGCUAUACAUCGAAUGCAUCUACUUCAAAGCAAGUCGUGCCUGUCACUCCAUGAUGGUUCCGCUCUGUCCUUGGCUUCUGUCUCUUGCUUGUUCGUCUCUCUUCUGGCUGGUCUCCGCUCUUCGUGCUUUGCCCCUGUAUACAUGCCGAUAUCCUACCGGUACCCAAGAAUGAUAUCCCGCGCCGCUCAGGAAACUGCGUUGUCUCUCUUCUUGAAGCCUAGUAUAGUCAAUUCGUAGCCACCUAUUCAAGUGUGGGAAAUGAUGAGAAUGAGCCUUACGGCUGAGGAAUACGACCCAAACGCUCCGCCUUGACUCUUAUGAGAAAUGGACACCUGACCAUGAUGGUCCAAACAGUAUGCACCAAGUUGCCUGCUUGGGAGUCAAACGCUAUUGUGCCUUUUGACCAGGUACUUCGAUGUGUCUGGACGCAGAUUAAUGAUACCG